AUGGCGGCCCCCAUGCAAAUACAAAUGUGCUAUUUCCACAACUUCAACUGGCUAGAAAUGAUAAUCAUGAGACGUUUGACAUCAAACCUGGUGGUCUGGUUGCUGAUCUAUAUCUGUCUGCGUAACAUUGAUGGAUUCCAUACUAAUAUUUAUUACGCUGAAGACAUCAACAAACAGUCGUUUUCCUACACAAAAUCUAUCCCAAACGUACCGUCGAAAAUAUCCUGUGCGGUGUCUUGCGCCAGAGACCCAAAUUCAUGCCAAUCCUGGUACUACAACAGACAAGAAGAAACCUGCCGUAUUCGAACUGGCGAGAACAAUGCACCAGUGAAAUUCGACAAUUCUGAUCAUCAAGGACGGAAACAAUGGGUCUUAAUGAACCCACCUAAAGUUCACUGUAGAGUUCCAUUUGUGAACAAUGUGACGUCAGCUGUAGAUCGAAUCACGAAGAAUGACGGAAACGUCCCGUGCGAGCCCGACUUCUGCUUCUUUGAGACGGACCAGACGUUCGAAUGCCGAAAAACUGGAAGUUGGACGCAGAAGUGUGGUGGAUGUAAGCAGACUGUGUGGCGACAUUUUACAACCUUAUCUGGUGAACAGGGAAGGUCACUGCUCAGUUCUACCGAGACUGUCGGUGCGAUUGUUGUUCCGUUUGUUCGCUAUGCAGCAAAACGUUACCAGAAUGCCACGGCCAGCAAUGAACCCUAA
Messenger RNA from Gigantopelta aegis, 708 nucleotides. RefSeq lists its product as uncharacterized. The record is from RefSeq and is a predicted model, not a curated record. Bases 1 to 708 code for a protein of 235 amino acids. NCBI's taxonomy places the organism in Eukaryota, Metazoa, Mollusca, Gastropoda, Neomphalida, Peltospiridae. The transcript has 5 exons.